Biomphalaria glabrata is the source of this 1152-nucleotide messenger RNA. RefSeq lists its product as uncharacterized. Gene Ontology annotation, biological process: G protein-coupled receptor signaling pathway. The transcript has a single exon. The record is from RefSeq and is a predicted model, not a curated record. Gene Ontology annotation, molecular function: G protein-coupled peptide receptor activity. NCBI's taxonomy places the organism in Eukaryota, Metazoa, Mollusca, Gastropoda, Planorbidae. The coding region runs from base 1 to 1152 and encodes 383 amino acids. Gene Ontology annotation, cellular component: membrane.
AUGAGUAAUGUUUCUAAUCUUGAUUUCAACAAAACUCAGACAUCUCACGUGCAGGGCGAGUCCUUGUUUGUGGCCCUCGAGAUCUUUGUCUCCAGCCAAACUCUGCAUAGCUUCGGGCAAGUUUUCGACACAUGGUUCUCACUCACAGUUUGCCUGGUGGGGCUGGUCACCAACGUGGCCAACAUCGUCAUCUUUUGGAAGAUGGGCUACAGAGAAACGGUCAACAUCACCAUGUCCGCCAUCGCUCUCUGGGACGUGAUCAAGGUCAUGGCCGGGAUGACUUUGCGCUUCUACGGCCCCAUCUCCCUGAGUGACCCCGCCUUCGGGAAGUCCUGGGAGAACAUAACGUUCCACAAGCUGACCUACAUCCAUGUCCUGUCUGGGAACGUCUCCUACGUCAUGGGCGGAUACGUGGCCCUAGAGCGAUGCCUGUGCGUUCUUUGGCCAUUCACUGUACGCUCCAAACUAACCCCUAAAAUCACCUUCUCCAUAUUGCUAGCCAUAUCCUUGGUCGUAUUCGGAUCGCUCUCACCAAUAAUGAACAUGUUCGAAUUCCGCUGGGUUUACAGCAAGGAAUAUGGCAACUAUAUCGCUCUAUACGACUACGCACCUUUCUACUAUGAAGGAGGUAAAGUCUUUAUUCAAGGGUAUAAAAUAUUAAACUUCCUCUAUCCAAUGCUCAGCUUGUUUUCUAUGACCAUAAGCUCUGCUAUCAUUGUCUACCAGCUUCGCAAGUCUACAGAGUUCAGAUUGCAAGGUUUCAGAGGAGAAAGAAAGCAAGCGCAGAUUAGCUCCAGGGACAAGCAGGUCUUCAAGAUGCUUCUGGUGGUCAUCGUCUGCUUCAUCGCAAGCCUCUUCCCGCGGUUCGUUCACUACACGGUGAUGCUUGUGGAGCCGGAGUACUACUUCCUCAAGAGGUUUCAUAACAUCUUCUGGGUGGUCGUCUACAUCGUGGCGUUCGCAGACUUCCUGCACGCCUCGCUCAAUCUGUUCAUCUUUCUGGCCAUGAGCUCAGCUUUUCGGGGGAUGUUUUACAGCACGUUUCAUUUGCUCAGAUGUGACGGGAUAAAUAAACAAAAACAUAACAUCUUGGAGGUUCGAGACAUCGAGUUCAAAUUAGACUCUAACAACUUGAAAAAAACAAACAUUUGA